Molecule: messenger RNA, 3066 nt
Organism: Moesziomyces antarcticus
Lineage: Eukaryota; Fungi; Basidiomycota; Ustilaginomycetes; Ustilaginales; Ustilaginaceae
Exons: 1
Coding region: 1-3066 (1021 amino acids)
Biological process (GO): cellular response to oxidative stress; protein N-linked glycosylation
Cellular component (GO): endoplasmic reticulum membrane
Source: RefSeq, a predicted model, not a curated record
AUGUCGCAGCAGGAUGGCGCGCCAUUCGCACACCAUUCCGUGCUCAGCCCUCCGCUGCUCGCCGCCAUCGACAGCCAGCACGUGUUUGGUCCAUACGACUCGGCGCAGACUCCACGCGAGCCGUCGCAGCCCGAGUCCAGCUCGCGCCCCACGCAUCGACGCACACGCUCCAGGGCAUCGUCCGUCGCCUCGGUGCAUAGCCUCACCACCGCCAACAACAAUGCCACCACCUCUCAAAGCUCUUCGCAACGCAGGGCUCGCAGGGGACACAAUGUGCCUGGCACGCAUGGCCGCAGCGGGAGCAACUCCAUCCCGUCAACCGCCUCGGGCCGCGCUGCUACGCUCAGCGCCUUAUCGCCCACCGACGCUUCUCGACCGCUGACGGCAAGCUCGCGCAACCGCUCCAUCCCCCAUCUCGACGGCCUCCACAGCCUCUCUGCUGCACACGAGCACGGCCAUGCCGCUCGACCAUCCGCAUACACUGCACCAUCAUCUCCGCUCCUUUCGGCGGCAGCUUCGUUGGCAUUCGCCAUGUCGCCUGUCGCUCAUGCUUCCGCAAUCACCGAACAUCUCGUCCCGUCCGACUGGGCGCUCGAUGCUUCCGUACCAACCACGCCUCACACCGCACUCUCGCGCAACGCCUCCGACUACUUUGACCCGGCGCUGCUCGCGCAUCUUCAGUCGCACGACCCAAGCUCCCAUCCCGAGCUCUGCGCCUCUCAGCCCGUCCCUUCACCUCCGCCGGCUCACUCUGCGCAUGCAGCACGCUCGGCCAGCCAGUCCGAGUGGGCGCAGCAUGCGGCGCACAUGCAGCAGACCGCACAGCUGCUCGGCCUCCAGCGUCUGUUCGCCAGUCGCAGCACACCGCAUCUGCCCGACCUCGACUCGACCUAUCUGGGCCACGACUUUGAGUCGCCCCCGCCCUAUGCGCCGCGUGCCGCCGCGCACGAGACCGAGCUCGAGCGUGCCGUCGACGUCGACUCCAACGCCACGAGCACGCCCAGCCGCGACCCGCCUCUGCCGCCGCCCAUCUCCAUCCCGGCGGGCACGCCGAGCCGACCGGCGUCCGGUCCGUCGUCGGCAUCCGUGCCCGCACGACCGCCGCUAUCGCGCGCACGCUCGUCGUCGCGCGGAAGCAGGAGUGGCCCUCCGUCGCCUUCGGCGUCGUUCUACGGCCGACGCGGCCUCACGAGUCUGUCGCCCUUGCCGGCGGGGCUCGAGAUGACGCCGAGCGUGAUGCAUGUGGCGCAGUUCGCAUCGACCCCCGCCAGCCCCGGAUUUGCGCCGGACAGCGACGGCGACGAGGACCUCGAGGGCGCUCUCUCCUUCUCCUCGUCCAGGUCCAAGCAGAGGAGGGACGAGCGCACCAUCUCGGCCGCUGGCGACGACGCGGCGCGCAGCGAGGCGAAUGGACACGUCUCGGCAUCGCUACCAGCCAGCUCGUCCAUGUCGCAGCAUGCCGGUUUGACGAGGAGGAGGAGGUCGGGAUCCACGGGGAGUGCACGACAGCUUCUGCGGCCCCGGACGCCAAGCAGUGCCGCUGCGACAAGGGGACCGGCGAGCACGCAGCAGGCUUCGACGAGCAGUCCAGCUCCGAGCGUGGCGGACGAGCCGCCACUCACGGCCGAGGCGGUGAGCGCCGAGCCACUCGCGCCUGCCACGACGGCGUCCGUCAGCUCGGUCGAUGCCAGCUUGGACGCCGACAGCGUGAGCCAGCCCGUGUCUCCCACCUCGGAAAGCACGCGGCCGGAUAGUCCCUCGUCGCCCGAGGCCGUGCGGCACACGCACCGCGCCAAGUCGGUCUGGACCAGCAACGGCGGGUCGGAAGCGUUUCCUUCGCCCGGCGAUGCAGCAGCGGUACCCGGCGAGGACGACGAAUUCCCGCUGGUGCUCAAGCUGCUGCUGCAUCCGCUGCGCAUCCUAGCUGCGGUGCCCGGGUGCAUUGGCACGUUCUGGCUCGCGCGCAAUGCCUACAUGCUCGCCAGCCGCGACGGGCAGCUGCUGAGUCCCGGGCCGAUGCUCGUGCUCGCCGACGGCACGGAGCGCUUCUGGAGCGCCGAUGUGGUGCAGCACGCGGUGCGGCCGGGACGUCGGCAGCCGGGUGCACUCGACUUUGCGGUGGCGUGUCUGUGGAGCAUGAGCACGGCCUACCACGCGCUCUCGUUCACCACGCUGCUGCUGCGGCGCUGGCUGCUCUACUACUCGAUCCUCCCCUCGCUCAUCCGGCUCAUGGCGCUCCAGGCCAUCUGCUGGCCGCUCGUGCGCCUCACCGUGUACGUGUUUGGUGCCGACCAGCCGCUGGGCGCGUGGGUCGUCAUCGGCACCACCACGGCGCUCAGCGACGUCGUGUCGCGCUGGGUGACGAGCAACAUUGCCGACGCGCCGCUCGACGACGAGGUGGACGAUGAGCACGAGGACGAGGCGCUAGGAUAUCUCAGCGACUAUGGUCGGAGUCCCACCAGGGCGGUGGCGGAGCGGAUGGCGAUGGCGGACAGCAACCCGCUCGUCGCCGCGGGAGGGGCGGCGCUGGGCGGUGCGUCGGAUUGGGACCCCCGCUCGGGAGACGAGAGCGAUGCGGCGGCGGCGAGCUUUUUUGCGAGCGAGCGCGAGCGGCAGCGCAAGCAGCGGCGCGGUGGACAGGGCACACGAUUCUGGCGUGCGGUCAUCGGUGGGCCGUCGUUCGCCGCCCCCUCGCGGCGCAAGGCGCGGCGUGCCGAACAAUCGCGAAGCAACGGCGCAGCGACCGAGACCGAGGUGGAGGCCGAGUCGGACUGGCCCGGGUAUGCGACGGACCGCACCGUGCUCGGAUCGGAGGGGCUGCGGCGUAGGAUCCCUGGAGCGGGGAGGAGGACGGUGUUGCCGCCGUUUCCGUUCCGGCCGUCGACGUAUCGCCAGGGCAGCACGCGGUACGUGUACAGAGACGGCGGCUGGACGAGGGAGCGCACGAGCAGCCGACGCAACUUCCACUGGGACGUGGCGGUGUGGCGCAACGUGGUGCCCAUUGCGGCACUGGCGUACCUGAGCAUGUGGAUCCUCGUGUGCGACGCCAUGCGGCUUGGCGGCUAA